AUGUACACUUCUAUAAACAUGUUUCGAGCUGUUCAAAAUAUAAUCACUUCGAGAGGUUUGCGAAAAAAUUGUUGUUUUAGUAGUAUAACACAAUCAGGAUUACAUAAUAACAACUUAAAUACAAUCAAAAAAUUACGAAAAGCUACAAAUUUAUCAAUAGGUAUAUGUAAAAAUAUUUUAAAUAAAAAUGAUUAUAAUGUAGAGAAAAGUAUAGAUUACGUAUUUCAAAAUUUGAAUAAUAAUUAUGAAAACAAAGAAAUGGAAAUAACAGAAGGAUAUUACUGUUUAAGAAAUAAAGGCAAUUUAGUAGGUAUAUCUGAAUUGAGUUGCUAUAAUGAUUUAAUUUCCGAAAACAUAUAUUUUAAAGAGUUGUUAAUUAAUAUAUGCAAUACCUUAUUAAACAGUACUACUAAUAAUAUAAAUAAAACAAAGGAUAUAAUGCCAAAUAAAGAAAUUAUUACAAAUUAUAUACGUCUAAUUUAUAAAAAUAACCAAAUAGCUUGCGAUAAGAAUUUCGAAAGUGUUGAUGAUAUAGACAUUUAUAAUAAAAUAUAUUUAAAUAGAAGUAUUAAAGAAUUAAUUGAUUACACUUCUUACGUUUUAAAUCAUUAUAUACUUUUUCGAAAAAAUUUAACACUUAACAUGGAAAAUAUAAAUAAUAAUGAAAAUACAUAUAUAGUAAAAAAAAACUACCAUCAUAAAGAAAUUAAAAUUGACAAUUUUAUUUUAUGUAAAGGUUUUUCAUUUAGUUUUUUAACAAUCAAAUUUAAAGAAAAAAUUACUGAAGAAACUAAAUUAAUAUUAGAAAAGUUAGCUAUCCUUACAUGCAUAAAUAUAUUAAUACAUAAACCAAAGUAUUGCUCAAAAUCAUAUAAUUUAGAUAUUAGCAGUUAUUUUCAACAAUAUUUUAUUAAUCCAAGUUCCAAAAAAUUAAAAGUCGAUGAAAAAAAACAGGUGAAUAAUGAUACAACCGAAAAAAAAAACGAAACAAAUUAUAACAGUAUUGAAAGCUUAAAAAAAAAUGAUAAUAAAUCAUCUGACGAUUUUUUAUUAAAUAAAAUUGAAUCAUUUCAUUUAAUAAGUGCUCAUUUAAAAAACCUACCUCACGAGAAAUUAAAAAAUAUGCCAAUGGAUAACACAACUUUUGUGGAAUUAAUAUCUCUAUUAGAGCAAGAACUGAACAUUAAAAUUUAUAUUAAUAUGCUAUAUUCUAUGGUUAAUGAAGAUAUUGUUAUUGUGUAG
Plasmodium yoelii is the source of this 1242-nucleotide messenger RNA. RefSeq names its product conserved Plasmodium protein, unknown function. Lineage: Eukaryota; Apicomplexa; Aconoidasida; Haemosporida; Plasmodiidae. The record is from RefSeq and is a predicted model, not a curated record. The transcript has a single exon. Bases 1 to 1242 code for a protein of 413 amino acids.